CGGGAAUCGCGUAAGCCGCCUUGCAAAUUAGUUUCGCUGGAGCGCUACGGGCGAAAAGUUCAUUAGCAAUAAUAAUUAGAGAACGAUUAAUACCAUUUAAUUAUUGAUAUUUCUUUAAUUUAAGUAAUUUCAAGUUGUUAAUUUGUUAUUUAUCAGUUUUGUUAUCGAGUACCUACUAAAUUGUAGAUUCACAAUGUCUGCCACCGCACCUGCUAUAUCCUGCGACGCUUGUCAUGAAGUAAUACACGGAAAGAUUGUUAGUGCACUUGGCAAGACUUGGCACCCGGAACACUUCAAAUGUGAUAAGUGCGAUAAACCAAUUCAAGGCGACACCUUCAACCACCAUGAAAAUAAACCAUGGUGCCAAAGCUGUUAUACAAAACAUAUGUUGAAAUCCUGCCACGGAUGUGGUAAACCUAUCACAGAGAAAGUGAUCGUCGCAGCAGGCCACCAUUGGCACGAGGAACAUUUCGUUUGCGCCGCCUGCAAGAAACCCCUUAGCGGCCAAUCUUUCUUCCAAAAGGACGGAGGAAAUUACUGCGCCAAAGAUUACCAGGAUAAAUUUGGGAGCAACUGCAGCGGCUGCAAGAAACCCAUUGUUGAUAGUGCCAUCGUGGCCUUGGAAGGAAAAUGGCAUCAGGCUUGCUUCACUUGCUUGAACUGCAAGAAUCCAGUAACCGAGUCAACAUUCCACGUUCGCGAAAAUCGUCCAUUGUGCACGAACUGUGCAAAGUAAAUUAGAAGUCUUCUCAACAAACCAAAUAACACCGAAUCACAAAAUAUGAAAAAAUUUAUAAAAAUGAAACUAACAAAUUGAUAAACAGUUUCCGUUUUUCUUUAUCUCGUUACAAAAAUGAAAAUAGUUGAAUAUAGUUUUGUAUAGUAUUUUUAACACUUUCUAUUAUGGUCUUAUUGCAAAUGUAUUUAAAAUUUUGAUCAAAAUUUAAUUUAUAUAUAUUUUAUGACAGUGUGAUGUAAAUAUACUUUUUAUAUAAAAACAGAGACGAUAUUUUAUAUUUUACUCUAACAAUAAAUCUUAGAAAAAUUAUCUUAGUACCACUACAAUCAAAAAUUAUAUUUUGCUUAUGCAUUUCAAUUAUUAUACCCAUAU
Messenger RNA from Ctenocephalides felis (cat flea), 1111 nucleotides. Its product is annotated as transforming growth factor beta-1-induced transcript 1 protein-like. The record is from RefSeq and is a predicted model, not a curated record. NCBI's taxonomy places the organism in Eukaryota, Metazoa, Arthropoda, Insecta, Siphonaptera, Pulicidae. Gene Ontology annotation, molecular function: transcription coregulator activity. Gene Ontology annotation, cellular component: Z disc; nucleus. The transcript has 5 exons. Bases 194 to 736 code for a protein of 180 amino acids.